Andrographis paniculata is the source of this 2406-nucleotide messenger RNA. Its product is annotated as bifunctional TH2 protein, mitochondrial. Bases 200 to 2059 code for a protein of 619 amino acids. The record is from RefSeq and is a predicted model, not a curated record. The transcript is spliced from 6 exons. Lineage: Eukaryota; Viridiplantae; Streptophyta; Magnoliopsida; Lamiales; Acanthaceae. Gene Ontology annotation, cellular component: cytosol.
CGUCUCCAUACUUUCCGCAAACUGCCUCCUGCCUGCCAAACUCCACUAAAGUAACUACUCUCUCCAACUCUUUUUCCCACCGCCUCCGCCGCCUCCGCCUCCGCCGCCGCCGGACACAAUCGUAAUCUGUCAAUCUUUCCACUGACACUGACGAAUCAAGGAAUUGUGAAUUCUGCAACAGCAGCUUGAAAAGCUUUUGAUGCAAAAACUGCUGCGUUUCCUCAAAACCACAUCGCCUUCUCCGCUUAAUUUCUGCUCAAAACCUUGCGCUGCUUCCCCGAUCAACCGAUUCUCCUAUUUCACCCGAUCUUACAAAUCCACAUCGGAACGCGGCUGUGAUUUUUGGAAAUUUUCGAUGGCAAGUUCAGGGACGGUGAAGUUGCCUCCGCCGCCAAUUGAAGAGGGUUUAGGUACAAGAUUCUGGAUCAAAUCGAACAAGGAAUGGACGCAGGCUCUGUACACACCGUUUCUUGUCAGUUUGGCUGCCGGAGAUCUCAAACUGGACAGUUUUCGACAUUAUAUAGGACAGGACGUUCAUUUUCUCCGGGCCUUCGUGAAAGCGUAUGAAAUGGCUGAGGAGUGUGCAGAUGAUGAUGAUGCAAAAGUUGGGAUUAAUGAAUUACGGAAGAAUGUUCUUGAAGAGCUCAAAAUGCAUGGUUCAUUUGUUCAAGAGUGGGGCUUUGACCUAACAGAAGGUAGUCCGGCAAAUGCUGCAACUAUCAAGUAUACUGACUUUCUAAUAGCAACAGCCUCAGGAAAAAUUGAAGGACUAAAAGCUCCUGGGAAACUAGCUACCCCUUUUGAAAAAACAAAAUUAGCUGCUUACACUCUUGGUGCUAUGACCCCGUGUAUGAGGCUCUAUGCCUUCCUAGGCAAGGAGCUGCAGACGUUGCUUAGCUCAAGUGAGGCCAUGCAUCCAUACAAAAAGUGGAUUGACAAUUAUUCCUGUGAAGCAUUUCAGGCUGCAGCUUUGCAAACAGAAGACUUGCUUGAAAAAUUAAGUGUGUCUUUAACUGGAGAAGAGCUUAAUAUCAUUGAAAAGCUGUAUCAUCAAGCUAUGAAGCUUGAAAUAGAGUUUUUCCUUUCUCAGCCAAUUGUUCAGAAAACGGUUACUCCUCUCCAUCAAGAGCACAAUUCAGGGCCGCAGUGCCUGAUGUUAUUUUCGGAUUUUGAUUUGACUUGCACUGUGGUGGAUUCUUCUGCAGUCUUGGCAGAAAUAGCAAUCCUCACAGCCCCAAAAUCAGAUCAAAAUCAAUCAGACAACCAACUUGCUCGAAUGUCCUCGGCUGAUUUGAGAAGCACUUGGGAGGAACUUUCUAAGCAGUACACCGAAGAGUAUGAGCAAUGUAUAGAAAAUAUCUUACCUUCUAAUACAGUGGAAAAAUUCGAUUAUGAAGUUCUGCAUAAAGCACUGGAGCACCUUUCGGAAUUUGAGAAAAAAGCCAAUUUAAGGGUGAUAGAUUCUGGAGUGCUUAAGGGUCUGCAUUUAGAGGAUAUAAAACGAGCAGGAGAGCGCUUAGGUCUCCAAAAUGGUUGCAAGAGUUUUUUCCAGACUGCACUUAAAAAUAAUAAUCUAAACACAAACAUCCAUGUCCUGUCCUAUUGUUGGUGUGCUGAUCUCAUUAGAUCUGCUUUUUCCUCAGGUGGCCUAGACUCCGUGAAUGUACAUGCAAAUGAGUUUGUAUAUGAGAACUCAUUAUCCACCGGAGAAAUUAUUAAAAAGGUCGAGUCUCCUAUCGACAAGGUCCAAGCUUUUGAUGGUAUCUUGCAGAACAGUGCCAAAGAUACUAAGAAUCUGACAGUGUACAUUGGAGAUUCAGUAGGCGACUUACUUUGCUUGCUUAAGGCAGAUGUUGGCAUUGUGAUAGGUUCAAGCUCGAGUCUGCGCAAGGUGGGGAGCCAUUUUGGUGUUUCUUUCGUGCCUUUAUUUCCUGGUGUGAUUGAGAAGCAAAAACAAACUGCCGACGAAAGUUUAUCUAGUUGGAAUGGUCUAUCAGGCGUUCUCUACACAGUCUCAAGCUGGGCGGAGAUUCAUGCAUUUAUUCUGGGUGGGUCGUAAUGGCCCUCACCUGGAUUACGCUCUUUCUUGACGAGAUGUUCAUAAUAUUUGACACACAACACAGACAAGCUCAGUGGCUGUGUUUUUUGUUGCGGGCCACAAAUCAGCUUUGUUUUGUCAUUUUUGGUUUUUACUGCAGGGUCGUCUGUCCUGGUAUCAGAAAUCACUACUCCAUGCCCUCUUUUACUGUGGGAAUUUCCUUCCAUUUGAAAACUAUGAAACGCGAUUCUUUUGGCUGGAACGAUAUGUGAGUUUCCUAUCCAAUCCUAUCCUACCCUACCCUAUCGUACUGUCGAUCAUGCUCAAGUAUUUCAUUUCAUCUAAUAAUUCAAUGUUUUUUUACUGCC